This is a messenger RNA of Euleptes europaea (tarantolino), 451 nucleotides long. RefSeq names its product mitochondrial ribosomal protein S33 (gene MRPS33). NCBI's taxonomy places the organism in Eukaryota, Metazoa, Chordata, Lepidosauria, Squamata, Sphaerodactylidae. Bases 87 to 410 code for a protein of 107 amino acids. The record is from RefSeq and is a predicted model, not a curated record. The transcript is spliced from 2 exons. Gene Ontology annotation, cellular component: mitochondrion.
CUUCCUAUUACAACUAGCAGCUUUCAAGCAACCUCUCUCCUUUUCUCUAGCAAGGAGGCACGCGUAUGCCACUCUAGCCCUCCGAGAUGUCCUCCAACCUUUCCAGUUAUGCCUUGCGGAUGGCCCGCCUGAGCGCACGGAUAUUCGGAGAAGUUGCUCGGCCGACCGACGUGAAGUCCAUGAAAGUCGUGAAGCUGCUCAGCGAGCCACCCAUGGCCAAGCAGAAAGAGGUCUAUGACUGGUACCCUCCCCACAACGUCUACUCCGGCCUGAUGAGGAAACUCCGCUUCUAUGGCCUCUACAGAGAUGAGCAUGAAGAUUUCAAAGACGAGAUGAAAAGACUGAAGAAGCUACGUGGGAAAGGACCCCCGAAGAAAGGAGAAGGAAAGAGAGCGAUGAAGAGAAAAUAGCAUCAUCCCUGUAUUUAAUAAAACAUUUUUAUUUCAUUUAA